AUUCUUUGGGUUGUUCCAACCUCCAUAUCUCACCUUGCCCUCAAUCCCCGCCUCAGAAAAAAGCUCAUAUAUACAUCAAUUCCCUCCACCUUCACUUCACAAUUAUCAAUAUGGCCACUUGUUUUCAUCCGCGACCAAGCACAGAAGAGGACUCCGUUAUACUCUUUUCAACUUCUGAAGAAUCCACCAGCCGCUCCUCUUCUUUCCGCCUCUCUUCUCCUCCUCCGCCACCACUGCCACUGCCACCUCAUCAUCACCAGUUACAAAUUCCUUACAAGCUUAAUGUAAGAAACCUUUCCUAUACCAUCUGUCCUAGUGGAUCAAUAUGUACAUUUUUUCACUUGGUGCAAAAGCCUAAGCCUGUUAACAUACUUCAGUCAGUUUCUUUCCAAGCAAGAAGUUCUGAAAUUCUUGCCAUUGUUGGCCCAAGUGGUACUGGGAAAUCUAGUCUUCUUCGGAUAGUAUCAGGCAGAGUAAGAGAGAAAGAUUUUGAUCCCAAGAGUGUUUGGAUAAAUGAUCGCUGUGUGUCUAGCCCGGCUCAGUUGAGGAAGAUAUGUGGAUUUGUAGCACAAGAAGAUAAUUUGCUUCCUUUACUCACUGUGAAGGAAACUCUCAUGUAUAGUGCCAAGUUUAGGCUCAAAGAGAUGAGUUCAAAAGAUAGAGAAAAAAGGGUAGAGAGCUUGAUGCUAGAGCUUGGCCUUUCAGGAGUUGCAGAUAGUUUUGUGGGUGAUGAAGAGAACAGAGGGAUAUCUGGGGGAGAAAGGAAGAGGGUAUCUAUUGGAGUUGAUGUGAUUCAUGACCCACCUAUUUUACUCCUUGAUGAACCAACUUCAGGCCUAGAUAGUACCUCAGCGCUUCAAGUGAUUGAGCUACUUUCUUCUAUGGCAAAAUCAAGGCAAAGAACUGUGGUGUUAUCAAUCCACCAGCCUAGCUAUAGAAUUCUUGGUUAUAUUCACAACUUUGUGAUCCUCUCUCAUGGCUCGGUUGUCCACAAUGGUAGCCUGGAAUCAUUGGAGGAAACCAUUUAUAAACAGGGAUUCCAAAUCCCGUUGCAGCUAAAUGCUCUAGAGUUCGCAAUGGAAAUAAUACAAACACUUGAAAAUCAUUCAAACUCCAAAACCUGCAUAUCUCCUCUAGAAUACGCCAUUUGGAAUGGGGAAGGAAUUGGCGAAGCUCAACAAGGUAUCAUCAAGAGCAAAAAAAUGGGUAAUUGUUGUUUUUUCAAUUUGGUUGAGAUUAUGUUUCUGUGUUCAAGAUUUUGGAAGGUGAUUUACAGGACAAAGCAGCUAUUCUUGGCGAGAACAAUGCAAGCCCUUGUUGGAGGAUUUGGAUUAGCCAGUGUAUAUAUGAAAGUGAGGAAGGAUGAAGGAGGAGUAGCUGAGAGAUUAGGCCUAUUUGCUUUUAGCCUAAGUUUUCUUCUUUCUUCAACAGUGGAAGCACUUCCAAUUUAUCUUCAAGAAAGAAGAGUUCUGAUGAAAGAAACCUCAAGAGGAGCUUACAGAAUCUCGUCUUACAUGAUUGCCAACACCAUAAUUUUCUUCCCUUUCUUGUUUGCUGUGGCUGUGCUUUUCUCUGUACCUGUUUACUGGCUUGUAGGACUAAAUCCCUCAAUCUCUGCCUUCACAUUCUUCACUUUCGUAGUAUGGAUCAUAGUCUUGAUGGCAAGUUCUCUGGUGCUCUUCCUCAGUGCAGUAUCUCCCGACUUCAUUUCAGGGAACUCUCUGAUCUGCACAGUUCUUGGAGCUUUCUUCCUCUUCUCAGGCUACUUCAUUCCAAAACAGAACAUCCCAAAAUAUUGGAUGUUCAUGUACUAUGUUUCUCUGUACAGGUAUCCGUUGGAUUCACUUCUUACAAAUGAGUAUUGGAGUGUGAGAAGUGAGUGUUUCUCUUGGCAUGUUGAAGACCAUUCUCAGUGUUUGCUUACUGGGAAUGAUGUGUUGAAGAGUAGAGGACUUGAAAAGGAUACUAGAUGGAUUAAUGUUGGGAUUAUGUUGGGUUUCUUUGUGUUGUAUCGUCUGCUUUGUUGGAUCAUUCUUGCACGAAGGGCUUCAAAAACAACAAUAUAAGGAUUUAUGUGUAAUAAUCUCAAGUAUUUAAUCAAGUUCAAAAAUAAUAAAGGAAACUGUGUAAAUUCAACUUAGAGAUAUACAUUUGAAUUUAAUUCCUUUAUUU
Molecule: messenger RNA, 2172 nt
Organism: Manihot esculenta (cassava)
Lineage: Eukaryota; Viridiplantae; Streptophyta; Magnoliopsida; Malpighiales; Euphorbiaceae
Product: ABC transporter G family member 23
Exons: 1
Coding region: 111-2066 (651 amino acids)
Cellular component (GO): membrane
Molecular function (GO): ATP hydrolysis activity; ABC-type transporter activity; ATP binding
Source: RefSeq, a predicted model, not a curated record